GGAGUCCGGCCCUCUAGGAGCUGCUUGGUCUGUAACCAGGUGAUCAGGGAGGUGGAGCAGAAUCAGCUCAGGUAUCUGAACGCCUCGCGGGCGCAGAACGCCACAGGCAUGCUCACAGUCACAGUAGGAAGAACAAGAAUGACGAGACGCCAGAACUUCAGGGUUCUGCAGGUCGUGAUGGUGAUGGUGCCCGUGGUCGUCCUCAUCACAUUCGUCCUGCAGAAUUACGGCAUCUUUGCCGCUACGGCAUUCACAUUUGACUGGCGGCGUGCUUUAUCUGAAGGCGCCGCCCCUCAGACCUUCAAGACGCCUCCUAAACAGUCAGGAUCGUGCGUCAUAAAUAAAGAGUGUCCGGAGGAUCACUUCAGCUUCUUCAUCCAGAGCGGAGCCGCUAACGUCGUGGCUCCAAAGAUCUGCAUCCAAAACAAGCUGGUUCUUGGCUCGGUGCUGAACAACGCUGGAUAUGGGAUCAACAUCGUUAUAAUAAACGGUAAAACAGGAGAAGUCACAAAGAUCGCCAGCUUCGAAAUGUACAGCGGCGAUGUGAAACCUCUCAUCGAGCUCCUGAAGAGCAUCACAGACGGCUCCGUUGUGCUGAUGGCGUCCUACGACGAGCCUUCAACAAAGUUAAAUGAAGAUGCGAGGAAGCUGAUUUCUGAGCUGGGGAGCUCUGCUGUCAAGUCGCUUGGCUUCAGGGAUAACUGGGUGUUUGUUGGCGGGAAAGGAGCAGCGGUGCAGAGCAGCUUCGAGAAGCUCAUAAAGAACGACAACGCUAAGAACAAAUACCAGAACUGGCCCGAGAUUAUCGACCUGCAAGGAUGCAUCCCCAAAUACCUGAACUGACCCGCCGCCUCAGCCCGAAGGAACGUUUCAACUUUUACAGCCAACUGCAGGAACAAGAAGCCGGAGAACCCGAACGUGUUUGUUCUAUAAGAACAGGAGACUCAGUAAACGUUUGACGGUAUGAACCAAAGCCUGGUGUGUAAAUUGAUAUCUGUUUGACCUGAGGAGCCAGUUACUGCGUCAGUGCAGGUAAAUACAGAGAAUCCACCCGUUCUCUCUCUACACUCCUUCCUCCUCGGGCGAACGUUCGAUGGUGACCUGAACAAUGACAGAAUCAUACAGAAGAACUCAGGGACUCUCGGGCUACAGCCACACUGCUGUGUCUUCUUUUUAAAAUGGAGCUUUUAAAACAAAAACGAUCUCCGUCCACAACAGCGUUUCAGCUGCGUAUCAGAUUUGAUCUCUGUCUAUAAGAAAACGACUGAAAACGCACAUCACGUGACCGCUCACGUACACUGGGCGUGUGCGUGCCGGUGUAAACAGGAAGCGGAUUGUCUACUGCGCAGCUACAGAAGAAAGUUCUGCUACAGACGAACGAAGAGCAGCAGAGAUUUCAGGUGGAAGUGUUACUGAGAGGAACACGGGAGGACAAAGAGGCAAAGUCAAUACGGAGACAUGCAGAGGACAAAUGUAGAAGUGUUAUUUACACAGUACAGAGUAUUUUAAUAAAAACACCAAAACUAAAACUCUGUCAGUAGCGGCGUAGACAAUCUGCUUCCUGUUUAAACGUACACGCACAUGCUCAGUGUAUGUGAACGGUCACAUGAUGUGCGUUUUCCGUCAUUUUAAAACAGACGGAGAUCAGUUCUGAAAGGCCGGUGUGGACGGAGAUGGUUUCAGUUUAGUGUAUGAAAGCAGGAAUGUGGAUGGAGCCUGAGGUUCUGGAAAACAUUAGAGUCAAACUUCCCUACAGACGUUGUACAUUCACAUCGAGGACCCCCGAACUGACACAAAUUAGACCCCGGACCUCCAUCUGAUUGUAUUUUUGCUUUUAGAUGUUUUAUAACAGAAAGUGCAUGAAACCUAUGACCUAAAUAAUCACACACUCUGUCAUUGUGUCACUUAUGGAUGGAAUAAUCGUGAACAUACCCUGAGAACUACAUUGUAAAAGCAGACACGGCUCGUUUCAGCUGCAGCCAACAAGAACCGAAUCAUUCAGGAGAACAGCGUCCCUGCAGCGACGUCCCAACUCCUGGAUGUUCACGAUCCUCUGCAGGAAUUUGUCCUCUGCUGCUUUCAGUCAGGCACACGUGUUUAAAUCUGCUGUCAAGAAGUCGCCACAGCUGGAAAACCGCACAGAGCAGACGGCUUCUUCUUUUUACUGCCGUUAACAUUUUCUUUUCCUUAAAUAUUGAGUUCCUGUCAAUAACAAUAUGUUUCCCUUAUUUUUAUAAUGUAUUAAUGUCUAAAUAACGAGUCGAGGUUCACUGAAGAAAAAGGAGACUUUAUUUCUGUGUUUACGUUGUGUUUUCUCACUUUGCUGCAAGUGUUGUCAAACAGGUGAAGAUGUUUUCUAAAGAUGAGCUCUCUGGGCCACCGUACUGAUCUAAACUCCGCAGGCAGCUUCUGAUUAAUAAUAUAAUAAUAAUAUCAACACAUCUCAGAAUGUGUGUGAUUUGAUUUUGACUUUGAACUAAAAGUGAAGCAUUUUCACUGUCAGCAGUUUGGUAAUCAGCGAGUAAAGCUUGAAGGAAAUAAAACAGAACAGUAUUUCUAUGAUGUGUGUCUGGACCCGGAGCUGCUCUUUAUCUCCAGCGUGGAUGUUAAAUUCAGGAUUAACUCUUAAAGGUUCAGUGUGGGAAUACUUUUAAUGAUUAUACUUCUGUACUUUUUACUUAAGUACAAGACUUGAGUACUUUGAAACAUGUAAAAAAGAAAACGUGCUUGUUGUUUCAUGUUCUGUCCUCAGAACCUCAGACAUCUUCCAGAUGAGCGUGUUUGUACUAAUAAACAAGAAAGACACCUUUGCAGAGCUCAGCAGUCAGGUCGCAGGAGCCACCGCACACUCGGAUUACUUCUUUACAUUUUUUAUUAAACUUUUGUUUAAUCAGGCAAGUUAGUUAGGAACAAAAAAUCAUAUAUUCAACCACAGCCUGGCAAGAGGAAGAGAGAUACACGGGAAUAAAGAGUCUGUAAAAUAAGAUGGACACAGAGUUUUACUUUACUGUGAGUACUUUACUCUGCACUCACAGCCAGGUGUGUUAAAUAGGUAGUGUCUAAAUCACAUGACCCGUAAUCCCAGUCUGCAUCUUUUCUCUUGCUUUUUUUGUUUUUUUCAAGUGAAAACAGAAACGUGUUACACAUAAUUCUCUAAUUCAAAAGUCAUAAACAUGAUAAAUCUAGAAAAACAUAAGUGAGUCACAAGAAUUGCAUCAUUUCACAUAAGUACGGCUGAAGGAUCAUUGUCACAGAAAGAAGUGAAACCCCGUGUUUCAGUAACUCCAUGAGGCUCAAUCGUGUUCAGCUCCAAAAAGUCUGUGAAGAUACCCUCCUCUCAGAUUUGGGUCUCACUCUUUCAACGCCAGUAAAUCUUCCUCCCUGGAUGUACGGGACGUUUGCAGCUCGGGUUGUGACGUCAAACACCCGUCCCUUGCAACACACCCGGACUGUCACCUGAACAAACACGUUCAUGCCUGACUUCUGUUCAUCACAUCCUCCUCAUGGUUCCUGUUCACGCUCAGAUGAAUAAAAACACUCUCUGUUCAGACUCAGUCGUCUCAAAUUAGUGGAUUUAUUACAGUUGUGGUUCCAAGCGUCAGCUUGAUAACAGCAGAUAAUCUCACUGCCAAGGCCAGAGAGACGGCCUGUAGGGCUGAGCAAUAAAACAAUAGUGAUAAUUAUCUCAAUAUAAUUUUCCUCAAUAACAAAUGUCCAAUAAAUUUUUGAUUUUAUUCAUUUGAAUCACAAAUGAAUCAGCACUUAAUGUUCCUUCUAAGAUCUUAAUCUUGUUGUGGAAAACCGAUUUUACUUAAUUUUCCUCGUGCAUAUUUGUUAAACAUAUAAAACAGAUUUAAUCAGAAUAGUUCUGAAUGUUCUGCCUCAGGUUUGUGAAGUGAUGAGCUGUUUGUUCUGACCACAAAGUAAAAGUUUAAAACCGCAUUAACUUUCACUCAGAAGCAAAAAUCAGCCUUAAAUAAUGAUUUGACAUUUAUCCUGAUAAUUAUCGAUACCGAUUUGAUAUGAAAUUUAUUAUCGUGAUAACAUUUUUGCCCGCAUCGCCCAGCUGUAUUAAACUGUCAUGUCUCUAAGAACCAAACUCCAGUCAGAACGAAGCACCAACAAGCAAAUCUGAAAGUAGUGAGACGCCUCAGGGUCUUCUUUUCUAUUGUUUUUGUAUUAUUGUCUCUUGGGUAUUAUUGUCUUUACACUUGUUAAAGCACUUUGUAACUUGUUUUUGAAAAGUGCUCUAUAAAUAAAGAUUAUUAUUAUUCUAUCUUCAGACUGCACACUCUGAACCUCCUCCCACUUCUAACAGAUGAUUUAACAGGGAUUUCAGUCAUUUCACCGCACAGAAACGUGUUUCCGCUGCUGGACCUGUUUCAUGAAAAAUAAACCAAAAGUGUUGUCGUCUUAAUCUACAUAUAGUAGAUGUCAUAUUAUUAAUCAUAUCAGAGACCGUAUACGGCAAUGUUAGUUUAAGUACAACACUGGUCUUUGGUUUGGUUUGGUUUCUAUUUUUAUUUCAUAAACUUCUAAUUAUUUAUUUUUUAGUCUCUCUGUUUAUCUGGACUUAUAUCUGUCUUUGUGCUGCUGCAACACCUGAAUCUCUCCUCUGAGGAUCAAUAAAGGUUUCUUAUCUUAUUACCAUGUA
Messenger RNA from Micropterus salmoides (largemouth bass), 4654 nucleotides. RefSeq names its product protein FAM3C-like. The record is from RefSeq and is a predicted model, not a curated record. Lineage: Eukaryota; Metazoa; Chordata; Actinopteri; Centrarchiformes; Centrarchidae. The transcript is spliced from 10 exons. The coding region runs from base 109 to 843 and encodes 244 amino acids.